Messenger RNA from Quercus lobata, 1386 nucleotides. RefSeq names its product GDSL-like lipase/acylhydrolase superfamily protein. The coding region runs from base 153 to 1208 and encodes 351 amino acids. The transcript has 5 exons. Lineage: Eukaryota; Viridiplantae; Streptophyta; Magnoliopsida; Fagales; Fagaceae. Gene Ontology annotation, molecular function: hydrolase activity, acting on ester bonds. The record is from RefSeq and is a predicted model, not a curated record.
UAGCUCAGACUAGUUAUUGAACUUCAAGCCUCCACUUCCAUGCACUCCUUAAAUUCCCACUUCCCUAGUAAUCCAUGUUCUGAACCUCCUCUCUCUCUCUCUCUCUCUCUCUCUCACAGCAAGAAAAUCACUGCUGAGAACAGAUUAUAAUAAUGAGCCUCUUAAGUUCUUUCUUGGCUUCCUUUCUUUUUCUGGUUCUAUUGCUCUUUGUGGCAAAUGGGCAGCCUCUGGUUCCCGCAUUGAUCAUAUUUGGGGACUCUGUUGUUGAUGUGGGUAACAACAACGACCUCGAGACCAUUAUAAAAUCAAAUUUCCUUCCUUAUGGAAGAGACUUUGUGAAACACAAACCAACCGGGAGGUUCUGCAAUGGAAAGCUUGCCUCAGACUUCACUGCUGAAAACUUAGGCUUCACUUCUUAUCCACCAGCCUAUCUUAGCAAAAAAGCCAAAGGAAAGAACCUCUUGGGUGGUGCCAACUUUGCCUCAGCUGCUUCUGGUUACUUUGAUGCUACAGCCAAAUUAUAUAAUGCGAUCCCAUUAGAGCAGCAGCUGGAGUACUACAAGGAGUACAAGACUAAGUUGGCGGAAAUUGCUGGGAGAUCAAAUGCCUCAUCAAUAAUAUCUGGUGCAGUCUAUCUUAUUAGUGCUGGGAGCAGUGACUUUGUUCAGAACUAUUACAUUGAUCCUUUUCUUUACGAGGCCUAUACUCCUGAUCAGUUCUCAGACAUUCUCAUUCGAUCCUAUACAGAUUUCAUUCAGAACCUAUAUGAUUUGGGAGCUAGGAAAAUUGGAGUGACAACACUGCCCCCAAUUGGAUGCCUGCCAGCAGCCAUCACAAUAUUUGGGUUGGAUAGCAACAAGUGUGUGGCUAGGUUAAACCAUGAUGCAGUUUCCUUCAAUACAAAGCUCAAUGCCACAUCUCUGAGGUUGCAAAAAAAGCUUUCUGGCCUCAAUUUGGUUGUCUUUGACAUCUACAAAACUCUCUUCGAUCUUGUCACUAAACCUACAGAUAAUGGGUUUUUUGAGGCAAGAAGGGGUUGCUGUGGAACAGGGUUGCUAGAAACAUCAAUACUAUGCAAUCCAAAAUCAGUUGGCACAUGUGCCAAUGCAUCGGAGUAUGUAUUCUGGGACAGUUUCCAUCCAUCAGAGGCUGCAAACAAAAUUUUAGCCGAUAAUUUGCUCAUAGAUGGCAUCUCCCUCAUCGGCUAGUCAAGCACUUGCAUCUACAUCAACAUUAUUCUGCUUUAGUCUUUGAUUGAUGUUGUUUCAAGUUUGGUUAUUAGUGUUUCUCUUGAUUUGUGGUUCUACUUGGGUGAAAGUAAAAAAACAGCAGGAUUUGUGAGUUGUAUAUUCAGAUUUCUAUAUAAGUUAAUUGUUUUUGUAUGUU